Messenger RNA from Mercurialis annua (annual mercury), 852 nucleotides. Its product is annotated as protein PYRICULARIA ORYZAE RESISTANCE 21-like. The coding region runs from base 90 to 734 and encodes 214 amino acids. The transcript has 3 exons. The record is from RefSeq and is a predicted model, not a curated record. NCBI's taxonomy places the organism in Eukaryota, Viridiplantae, Streptophyta, Magnoliopsida, Malpighiales, Euphorbiaceae. Gene Ontology annotation, molecular function: metal ion binding.
CCAAUUUAAUAAAAUUCUUCUUGAUCUGUCUUUUUGUUUUGCUCAUUUGUAACCACUAAACCUCAUCAUUUCAUCAGAUUCGGACAGUUAUGGCAGACAAGAAAGUUACAGUAAUGGUGAUUAAAGUUGAUCUCGACUGUGUAAAAUGCCGCAAGAAAAUCAAGAAAGUUCUGAGUAAAAUCCCUGAAAUCCAAAAUCAGAUAUAUGAUGAGAAGGCGAACACGGUGACAAUCAGCAUCGUUUCCUGCUGCCCGGAAAAGAUCAAGAAAAAGAUAUGUUGUAAAGGUGGUGAAUCUGUUAAAAGUAUUGAAAUUAAGGUAGCAGAGAAGCCUAAACCGCAGGAUCAGAAGCCGAAAGAUCCAACACCUGACAAGCCUAAAGAUGCGAAACCUGAGAAGCCGAAAGAUGAAAAACCUGACAAGUCUAAAGACUCAAAACCUGAUGAGAAGCCUAAAGACAUAAAACCUGACAAGGCAAAACCGCCUGCCAAUCCUGAACCAGUUCCAGUCCCGGCCUACCCGCCUCCAGUAGGGACGAGUUACGGAAACUGUUAUGAAGGAUAUGGUGGCCCAUGUUAUGGAACGCCAGCACCAUAUUACGAGCCUUAUGGAAGGCCGGUGUAUGAUAGCUGGGGCGGCGGCAGCUAUAUCUAUGUCGGGUGCUGCAAAGGAUGCUAUGUGGGGAGAUGUAAUUGUCCUUGUGAAGACAAUUCUUCAUCAUGCAGAGUCAUGUAAAACUGAUUAUAUUUCUGAUUAGAUGUAUUAGCAGUACCAAACUUUUAUUGUAUAUCUCAGUUUAAACUUUUAUUAUGUACUUCAAUUUUCAGCAUAAAAUAAUAAUAUUGAUUACAUA